GGAACACAAAAGAAGAAGAAAGAGGGAGGAAGAGAGACGCAGAGUGUAGAGAGAGAGAGAGAGGUGUGCUAGCAUAUGUAUGUAGUUUCUCGCUCUUCCAUGAUCCGCAAUUAUUUCAGGCACCAAUCUCUCUCCCUCUUUCUCCGUUAACAUAAUAAGUAUAUAGUUGCGAUAUCCGCUCCCAAGAAAUCUGAUCACAGUAGGAUCGUAUCUACUUCAGGGCGUUCCUUUUUUUUUUUUUUUUCCUUUCCUGUUUGUUUGACGUUUCGGCAAAGAGAAAAUGGUGUCGGCGAACCGUGAGAUGGUGGUUUACUGCUUCGACACGCUCGUCUCUCACUACAACAGCGAAGAUGCUCCUCCACCCGCCUUCGAUGAGGGUCACCAUCCAUUAUUUGUUACUUGGAAGAAAGUGGUGAAUGGAGGGGAGCCUCGUUUACGUGGAUGUAUUGGAACUCUAGAAGCUCGUUGGUUGAUUAAUGGAUUCAAGGACUAUGCUCUAACCAGUGCUUUGAAGGACCGCAGGUUUCCCCCCAUACAGGCUAAAGAAUUACCCUUUUUGGAGUGCACAGUUUCCAUUCUGAUUGAUUAUGAAACUGCUAACCACUAUCUUGAUUGGGAGGUUGGAAAGCAUGGGAUAAUUAUUGAGUUUACCGAUCCAGACAAUAAUACAAGGCGAAGUGCCACAUAUUUGCCUGAGGUGGCUGCCCAAGAAGCUUGGACAAAAACGGAGGCAAUAGAUUCACUGAUGCGAAAAGCCGGGUACAAUGGCACCAUUACUGAGUCCCUCCGAAAGCGUAUACUGCUGACACGUUAUCAGAGCACGCUGUUUACAAUGCAUUACAGUGAAUAUCUUGCCUAUGUCAAGACAACCAGAGGCGCCGCUCCGUCUAUAGUUGGGGCUAAGCCCGGAAAUCAUUGAUUCUUUCAAAUAGCUUUUGCUUAGAGCACAAAGCUAGUUUGCUCUAGACAAAAAAAUUAUUUUAAAGAAGAAAGAACUGGGUGGGGAUGGAUAUGUUUGUCUUCCAUCUCAGACACCUAAGUUAUUGCUGUGCCUGUCCAUAUCAUUCUUCAAAUUCAUUUGAUUUUGGAGAAAGAAACCAGAAAGAACAGGUUUCCUUUAUUUUAAUAUCCAGAAUUCAUGAUUCAAGUUCACCUGCUUCUCGGGGAAAGCAUUGCUGGUGAAAAACUUUAGAGUCUGUAAGUUAAAACUAGUGAUCCCAGAGUGUUUCAUCUGAUUAUCUUUAUGUUCAUUGUUCAGCUCCAUUUGCAGUA
Messenger RNA from Juglans regia (Persian walnut), 1272 nucleotides. RefSeq lists its product as uncharacterized. The transcript is spliced from 5 exons. Lineage: Eukaryota; Viridiplantae; Streptophyta; Magnoliopsida; Fagales; Juglandaceae. The coding region runs from base 281 to 919 and encodes 212 amino acids. The record is from RefSeq and is a predicted model, not a curated record.